CACUCCAAUCAGACUUGCUGGUGCUGCUGAGGUGCUCUCUCCUCCUCCCACCUCCUUCUCGUAAUGGGGGAGCUGCACGCAGCGCUGAAGUCACAGUGAUGUCAUUUGAGGAUGUGAGAGAGUAGGGGGCAAGGUGAGCUGAUCUUGCAGUGAGUGGUGCCCCCCUCCACGGCCAGCGUUGCCUGCACAAAGGCGCGGAGCGGCGAAAGAUGGUCAUCGUCACCAGCACCAAUCCAAGCUCCGACGCGUUCUGUUCUCCACUCGCUCAGAUCUCGGGCCAUGGGGCCCUGAUCUACUCUGACCCACAAACUCUGAACCUUCAUCGCCAACAUGCCAAAGGACAGAAGAUAAGAAGAGUUGCUUUUUUAGGGCAGGUAACUUUAACCAGGUGCCCCAAAGGUAAACUGGAUGGCCAUUGCGCAAAGGUGUCACUACAGCAUGCGCAGCGGGGCCGAGACGCACUGGACGCUGCCAGCAGUUAUUGUUCUGUGGACUUCUCUGUGGGCAAUCGCUUCCUCUUUCCCGACCCCGAACAGGACUAACGCUACUUUGUUAGAAAGGAAGUGGGAGACGCUUUUCUCCCGCUCCUAUCUGGGUGUAAACGGGGGCAGAUCGCAGCUGAACUGGCAGAGCGACUACUUGCAGGGCAUCAAAAGAGUGCGGCGGCUGUACUGCAACGUGGGCAUUGGGUUUCACCUGCAGGUGCUCCCGGAUGGCAGGAUAAGCGGUGUGCACAGUGAAAACCCAUACAGUCUGAUAGAGAUCUCCACCGUGGACCGAGGGGUGAUCAGCCUGUUCGGGGUGAGGAGUCAGCUGUUUGUCGCAAUGAACAGCAGAGGAAGGUUGUACGGAACGAGCCUCUUCAAGGACGAGUGCAAGUUCAAGGAGACGCUGCUGCCGAACAACUACAACGCCUACGAGUCUUUUGUUUACAAGGGCUUCUACAUCGGCCUGAGCAAGCACGGCCGGGUAAAGCGAGGCAACAAGGCGACCACCGCCAUGACUGUCACACAUUUCCUCCCGCGACUAUGAAAGAAGCUGACAUUUUCAGAGAAAUUUGCACAUGUGGAUGUUCCUCCAGGUAACAAAUAUGUAGAAAUGGAAAGUCACGACAGAUGCACCCAUGAACUGCGAAGGAAAACACAAAUAUUUAUUCUGUUAUACAUAUUUAUGUGUAUAUUUGGAUAGCCGUGUUUGUAAAUGUAUGCCAAACUGUGCUGCUUAUUGUUUUUCUGGACAGGGCGAGUCGAAGCCCUUCCCUGUCCCACUUUACCUUGGUGCUUGCUGAAACUGAAAUACACGCCACCUACUUUUCUGAAAUGGAGGAUGAGCUUAAAUGCUGUUUUAAAGAGUGAAAUGAAUACUUUUUAUUACCUCAACGAACCACUUCACUAGAUGAAGGACUGCAUGGACUUCUGCUCAAAUAUCUGCUGAGUUUAUCGUUUUAUUCAAACCUUUGAAUGCUUGACGGUUCACUGCUCGGUUACUGUUGUCCUGCAGUGGAGGGGAGAGAGAAAUUUAAAUGCACUACUUCGUUCCUGCACGAUUUAAAGGUGCCUUGGUGUUCCCACUUGCUGGCCCCCUUUAAACCUCUGUGUAAGAGACACCCGGGCGAGUCAGAAAUAGGGCUGACGCUCCGGAGAGAGGGCCUCAGUAGAGGGGAAUGAGGGAGGAGGGGGUCGGCUAUCUCUGGUUUAUUUUCUUUUCUGUAAUUAGAUCGAUUAAGUAAUAAACAAUCUGUGGUUGAGACCAGAGAACGGUCGGCCAUGGAGGCUGGCGCAAGGCCAGGUGUUUAACUGUGUAGCUAAGAAAACAGGGUGGAAAUCCGUAUGUGCCACAGCAUGGGGGAACGGUUCGGGUCGGACUUGGCUUGCUUCUGCACAAUUAUUGACUGAGUGGACGAAGCAAAUAGCAAAUAGCAGUAGAGUGUGCUGCUGUUUUUUUUGGAAAUGCGAAGCUUAUAGCUGCUAAAGGAAAUGGAAAACAAUGUAAAUAGCUGCAAGUUUAAAAGAAGAUGUUUUUGUAGCACAAAAAAUACAAAAGGCUGCACAAGAAACCAGCAAUGAUGCUACUUAAAACACUCGGUUUGUCUUUGGUUUUGUGUUUGGGGGGAUUUUUUUGCAGCCUUUCUGUCUUUUUCAGACCUAAAUGCAAUUUUGGCGUUCAGCACCUACAUUAAGGCUCAACUAUUUCUCCACAGAGGAGGAGGGGCUUUCGGUAUAAAUAGCAGCAGUUUGUCCACAAAGCAGAAGUUGGAGGCCGUUUUGCCGACUCACGAAUCGGAUAUUCUCGUUCAGUAUUCCAAAGAUGUUUUUCUCGACUCGUUCUCUGAAUUCCCCAGACUCCACCGGAGUGGAUCUACAUGUAGUUCCUGCAGCUGUUAACUGCUUCAUUCCUGUGCGACAGGAAGCAGGAAUAUUUAAACCCAGGAAAGACGUGUGCAUGCUGUCUUUGUUUGUCAAACCGGCCCCCCCGAGCAGGAAUGCGGGUCUGCCAGGAUGACAGGGGCGCUUCCCCGCAUACCUGAACUCUUGACAGGCUGCGCUGUCCACCUCUGCCUGUUUGCUACCCCCAACCUUCACCCGCUGCAGGGAGGAACCUUUCAGAUUCCAGUUUUAACCUGUCAGCUUCCUCCUCUCAUUUCAGCCUUUUUUAGUUCAAGGUCAGAGUCACUGAGCAGCCAGUGGUCAGGGUGGUCUGUUGUCCACAACAGGAACUUACAUCGUCUUUUUAAAAGUGCUCAUAUCCCUUCACGUGUCUUCUAAAACUACAAACUAUAUGUGAGAUAUCAAUGCAAAGAGAAUAACUGUGAAGUGGAAAGAAACAGAUUUAUGAUUGUUGUUGAAUUUGGCUGUGAGUUCUGGUGGAGAGCCAUGUUUUGUAGGUUUGUAGUUGUGCUAUACUCUUUACCUUUGCAGAUGAUGCAUUGAACACAGCUCUAUGUUAUGUUCAUACCUUGAAAUAUUGUUUUAGGUGGCUUAUUAUGCUUCCUUAAACAGAUUAGGAUCGGUGACGCAAAACAUGUUCAUUACAUUUAAAUAAGUCUUAAUGAGAUUUUAAUCUGCCUACAUUGAGCUUCUCUUGACAAUUUAAACUCAACAUUGAAACUAGCACGUGAAAAUGGCUGCUAGCAUGCGCAAUUAUACAACCGCACAUUAUGAAAAGCAUUAGCAGAGCCUCCUGCGCAACUGACAAGAAUGCAGCAAGUGGUUUCUGGAUGGUAAAUCAAGAACAAAAUACUUCUGUUUUUCAGCAGCCAUUGUACAGUGCAUGCAGUGGUAAAAUCAGCUGACAAAACAAGCCGGAGCUCAACUUGGGUUCCUAGGUAACGCGCAGUGCCCAUUUAGUUUGGCUUAUUUAAAACAGAGACUAGGUGCAAAAAACAUUAAUAAGCUAAUUUCCAUCUGUGUGAAUGUGACUCAACAUAUUCACACAGAUCAAGGUCAGAUCUGUGUGUACUUACUGAUAAGAUGAUUUCAGAAGGUUAUCGGUCGCAAUGGAUUUCAUUUGCAGAGAUGAGAUGAGAUGAGAUGAGAUGAGAUGAUUCGUAAACGAGCCAUGCACCUGCUUCCUUCCACUUCACAAUUUUGUGCUAAUUUGUGUUGGUCCAUCACAUAAAAUCCCAGUUAAACACUGAAACAUACGUCAAAUAUGAAGGUACUUGAAUAAUUUCACAAAGAACUGGAUGAAGUUUUCUUUUUUUUCAACAGAUUUCAUCUGCUAACUGCUAAAAAUGCAUCUUUUAUCAUGUUCCCUGCUCUUUCCUCAAAGCGGUGGUGUUUCUGCAGCCAGGACCUUUGCAGAGUUGCUGCAGUCUCUGAUGAUGCAGAUGCUGAGCUCACCUCUGCUGCUGCAAACCACCGUCUGUCCUGACCUCGUGCUGACACGCCGUUUGGAUUCAUGUCUCCUCGCAUGUAAAACCGCUUCAGCUCAGAAGGAUGAAGAAGCUUUCCUAAAAGAAACAAAGAUACAAAUUUGUAGAUGAGACUGCAUGUUAGUUCCUUCGGAGAUUCCUCGGAAUUUGAUUUAGGCUAAGAAAGUAAAAGUUAAACUUGCACAUCAAGAAGUCUGAUGUCUCUAGUAGCACUUUAAAGCAGACAUCUCGAUCAGUAAACAACAGCAAAUAAACAUGUUUGAUACUUAAAACUCAGCGUUCAGCUUUGAUCCCAAUCGUAUUUUCGCAAAAAAGGGAAAAAAACAACAAUUUUCUUGCUAUUUAUUUUUCUUUCCACAUCUUCUUUUCAGUUUAACUUAAGUGACGGUAGGGAAAAUGUCGUUUUAUGUUUGAAUGUACAGCAGCAGCCUGAGUUUUGAGGCGCGGGCUUCAUGUGUUCUCGAUUCCUCUGUUCUCAUAUACCUCACCUCCUGCCUUAGUUUUGGUUUGCUGAUCACUGUAAAACAAGAAGAAACAAACAUUAGUGAUUUGUUUCUGUGGGCAGACAUUGCUAAUUAUUUUUGUUCCUUUUAUUUUUGUACGUAUGUGCUGUGCACAGCAAUCUACUGUAUUCCUGAGACAAGAAAUAAUAAAAGUUUGUUUUGUUUUUUUUUUAAA
Poeciliopsis prolifica (blackstripe livebearer) is the source of this 4552-nucleotide messenger RNA. It is a transcript of the gene fgf6b, whose product is annotated as fibroblast growth factor 6b. The coding region runs from base 409 to 1032 and encodes 207 amino acids. Gene Ontology annotation, molecular function: growth factor activity; fibroblast growth factor receptor binding. Gene Ontology annotation, cellular component: cytoplasm. NCBI's taxonomy places the organism in Eukaryota, Metazoa, Chordata, Actinopteri, Cyprinodontiformes, Poeciliidae. The record is from RefSeq and is a predicted model, not a curated record. Gene Ontology annotation, biological process: animal organ morphogenesis; positive regulation of protein phosphorylation; fibroblast growth factor receptor signaling pathway. The transcript is spliced from 3 exons.